AUGGCAUCCGUUCCGUCCACUGCUUCCGGCAGUGACCAGGGCCACUGCCGGCCCAGCAAGGCCGAAUCGGUAGAUCUCUCUCCAGGCGUGCGACGUCGCAGUUCGGCCUCCAAUGACAAUUUCGAGGACGCUCCCCCCACCAAAACCAGAAAAGUGAGUCGGGCCUGCGACUUCUGCAAGUCUCGAAAGGCCAAGUGCAGUGGAAACCAGCCAUGCACCAAAUGUGUAGCCAGGGGCAGGACUUGCCUCUAUAACGCCAAAUACACGCGUGGCCGUCCACCCACGCCUCCUCCGGCCGUGUUCGUCCAGCCAGCGACUGCACCCACAUCAUUGCUGCAAGUCGCGCAAGAGGACAUGGAUAUCUCCAUUGGCAGGCCUCGGUUGCCGCAGGGCGGCACGUCUUCGCGGGCGUCACCUGAAUUGGAUAUGGCAGAAAUUCAGGGGCAGGUGUUUGAUCCCACUUCCGGCCAUACAUUUUUGCAUCGCGCCCGGAAAAGGCUCUCUACCGGUGAUGAGCAGAUUGGUACUGACUCAUUCAAAACUUUGACGGAAGACCAACCCGUGACAAUGGCAGGAGAUCGGUUCCUCCCCGAAAGCCCUGCUUCGGCUUCUGUUGUUCUCCCAAGCCCUGAAAAGACUCGCAUGCUGAUGGCACAAUAUUUUGAUGUGUGUAUCGCCACAUAUAGGAUUCUCCAUAGGCCCUCGGUCGAGGGAUGGCUGUCGGCUGUGGAACGAAAUAUUGAAGAGGAUCGGCCAGUAAGUCAUGGGCUCGGGAAUGCGAGGGCCGCCAUUGUGCUGGCUGCUCUUGCCAUUGCCAUGUCCCACGAGGCAAAACACAAGGGGUUCUUCUCUCAAGAAGAUGAAGUACGAGCUCUAAGUCAAAGCGACGUCCUUUUCGGGAUUGCCAGUCGGUUGACGGACGAAGAGACAGGCUGUCCAAAACUAGAGUCAGUCCAGGCACGGAUUGUGCAGACACUCUAUCUGCUUAUAACAUCCCGCUUCAAUAAAUGCUGGUACGUAUUUGGUAAUGCACUCCAGCUCAUAUCAGCCAUUGGACUACACCGCCGAGGGAGCUUGAAGCGGAGGCGAAUGCCACGAGCAGACUACAUCCAUACUCAGUGCAGCAUUCGUACAUUCUGGACUGCCUAUAUCCUCGACACCCUGUUAGGUGUAAUAUUCGGGCGACCGAGACACUUUCACGAUGAGGAUAUUGACCAGGAAUUCCCCGAUCGCAUUAAUGACGAGGACAUGACUGCGGCCGGCCCAACCGAUGCCUCCCAGAACCCCGAGGAUUGCCAUAUGGAUGCCCUAAUAUUCCAUGCAAAGAUUUCCCAGAUCUGUGGUGCAAUAUCUCGAAAAGUGUAUACACUCGAGAAGAUAUCGAAAGAACAACGAAUAUCUGCUGCUCAUCAUCACAUCCAACUUGUCCACGAAUGGCGUGCGUCGCUUCCCCUCCACCUCGGCUCGAUUCGCCCUUCUAUGCUCAUCCCGACCUAUCGCCGCCAGGCAACUGUGCUCAAACUUGCUAAUGCGCACACCAUUAUGCACGCAUCUCGUCUCUUUAUUCUCGACAGCCCCUCUUCCAUGCAGCAGUCGCUUGUUGGGGAUUGCAUAGCCGCGGCGAGAUCCGUUCUCGAAAUUGUAGACUCCAUGACUAAAGACGGCCCAAACUUUCAAGCCUUUUGGUGGACACAUUAUGUUACUUUUUGCGCAUUGAUUGUUGUAUAUGUAUGGGAAAUCCAACAACAAAAACUCGGGAAGCCAAUCAUCACCGGAAGCGACCAGAGGGUAAAGCUGCUAGAGCUGGCCGAGAGGUGCCAGUCACAUCUGGCCCGGGCAACUGCAACAAACUCCCCCAGCCGUCGAUAUGCUGUUAUUCUAGAAGAGUUUCGUGCCACAGCAAGACGUCAACCUGAAAAGACAGACCGUGCCCAGCAACUCAAGACUCAAGACCCCCUACCACAGGUAGUGGCUGAAGUUACCGUGCCGAAGGCAGCAUCUGUGGUCAAUCUCGAGUAUGCAAACACAGGAUACGUAGCGGGGCCCAUGCCAUCGUUGGAUCCACAGCUCCUGGAAGAAUGGCAAACUACUGACUGGCUUGAGCUCGAUUCUUCUGCAUUCUGGACCCAAUCUGAUCUUGACGAAGCCAUGGGUUGGCCUGGUAUAUUAUGA
Clonostachys rhizophaga is the source of this 2172-nucleotide messenger RNA. NCBI's taxonomy places the organism in Eukaryota, Fungi, Ascomycota, Sordariomycetes, Hypocreales, Bionectriaceae. The record is from the annotation of a GenBank genome assembly.